GGCCAGGCUGGGAGCACCAGGGGGUGCAGAAGUGGGACGGGGCUCCCCGGCUGGCCAGGGGGAAGGAGGGCUCCCCAAGGUUGGGCAAGGGAAAGCCAGGCCAAGAGAAACACCUAUCAACUGGAUAACACCACCUAGCAUCAAGACAUUAAAACAUCACAGUCAGCAAGUUUUGGAAUCAUGAACGUGAAUCUGGAUGAAUUUGAAACCAAUUUGGAGAAUACAGUACACAGCACAGAGGAACAAGACAAUGAAAUCUGGAGGACGUACACCGAGAGAAGCAACCUCGUACGGCAGUACCUGCAAUCCAAUCUGAGCCUCCACGUCCUUGAGAUGCAUGAGAAGAAAGUGGAGCUUCUGAAGAAGUGUUGCUAUUACCUCGAGGUUCUGCCCACGUUUUUGAUCCUGAGAGAUCAGAAUCUCUUGGCGCUUCCUACCAGCAUCUUCCAAGUAAUCGACCCCUGGAAAUUCCAGAGGGUGAAGAAAAUGGCAAAAUCCCAGACUGAAGUCCAUCUGCAGCUUUUAACCCACCUGUUAGAAGAGCUGCAACAAGGUCGGGAGGAGCUGGUCUGCUACGUAGAGACCUGUGAUAUGGUAACCUUCCUCUCCAAGUGGGACUUAAUUAAGCAGAGAAUGUCAGACCUCUCCAACAUAAUGAACAAAUUCAUUUCCAUUCAAGUGUCAAGAAGACUCUACACCAAGCACCGACUGGUGUCAUGUGCAGAUAUUAGAGGGAACAAAAUACCAGACAUCAGGCUUUUUCUCUGUGCAAAGAUGCCAGUUAUGUUCGAUCGAAAGGAAUCAUUUGCACACAGGAACUGGGCCCAUCUCAAGUGGUCUACCGAAAAUCAAGAGACACCCCACGAACAAUAUGAACUGCAUUUUAAGUUACUGAAGUGUGGAACUCAGGCAGAAUUUGGACACUGUGGGCUGAUGACACGUACUACCAACAACUGUGUAGUCCAGGGCCUGCUGCCUGACCGAUCAUACGAGUUCAUGAUCAGAAGAGCAGAAACAUACACGCUUGUCUAUGAACUAUGGCAUGACACCAUCACACUGACGACAAAAGCUAACGUAGCUGAAGACAAAAGCACCUGAGGACCAAAGGAUGAGGUGGCUGACAGGAAUGUUUUCUCAUAUUUUCCAUAUGAACAAAGUGAAUGAGAAGAAGAAUAAAGAAAAAAUAUUUAA
Molecule: messenger RNA, 1191 nt
Organism: Coturnix japonica (Japanese quail)
Lineage: Eukaryota; Metazoa; Chordata; Aves; Galliformes; Phasianidae
Source: RefSeq, a predicted model, not a curated record